Sinocyclocheilus grahami is the source of this 4876-nucleotide messenger RNA. It is a transcript of the gene usp54b, whose product is annotated as ubiquitin specific peptidase 54b. The record is from RefSeq and is a predicted model, not a curated record. Bases 609 to 4523 code for a protein of 1304 amino acids. The transcript has 20 exons. Gene Ontology annotation, molecular function: cysteine-type deubiquitinase activity. Gene Ontology annotation, biological process: protein deubiquitination. NCBI's taxonomy places the organism in Eukaryota, Metazoa, Chordata, Actinopteri, Cypriniformes, Cyprinidae.
UUUUGGGAAUGCUCGGUCAAGAUUUCUCCCGGGUUGAGUUGAGCUCGGACAGGACGCGAGACUGUCUGCAUCUGCGUGCGAACAUUAAGAUCAGCUGGGCUAAGAGAGAUGACAUUGAGAAAACUCAGAGGUGAAGAGCAGGCAGCGGACAUCACAGUGUGAGGACAGUGUCUCGGACCACACUUCUGCCAAUAAACACUGCAACUGUCACAAAGCUGGUUUUAACCAGUUCAGUCAUUACGUUUGACCCCACUUUACCGCCUCAGGUGUGGGGAGCCAUUUAGCCACGACAGACAGACAUUACUGAGAUCCUCCCGCCCUUCUCAAGAGAAAACAUCACUUUUAUAUUCACACCUGUUACCAAACCCCAGCAGAUUCCUUCAUUAUACUUUUCGUUUUGUAAUCACUGACCAAACCCUCUCUCAUGGGAGUAACAUAGAGACCAGCCCAGCACAGACACUCUCUGUUCUCUUUCUCUCUCGCAUUCACACACUCACACAGACUGGUCUGCACCUUGUUCAGGAUGCCCUCCUCCUCCAGUGUGAUUAGCUGGGGAAGGAUACAGCUCUUGUGUUGAUUGGAGGGGGGAGCGGAGCGGAGCUGGACCCAUGUCGUGGAAGCGGAACUACUUUGCUUCAGGCAGCAGCGGGCUGCAGGGGAUGUUUACCCCACGCACCAUGACCUCCAUCGCUCCCAGCAAAGGCCUGAGCAAUGAGCCGGGUCAGAACAGCUGCUUCCUAAACAGCGCACUGCAGGUCCUUUGGCAUCUCGACAUCUUCCGCCGAAGCUUCCGGCAACUGAACACCCACAAGUGCAUGGAGGACUCGUGCAUCUUCUGCGCUCUGAAGAGCAUCUUUGCCCAGUUCCAGUUCAGCAGUGAGAAGGUGCUCCCAUCGGACGCCCUGCGCAGCGCUCUGGCCAAAACCUUCCAAGACGAGCAGCGCUUCCAGCUGGGCAUCAUGGACGACGCAGCCGAGUGUUUCGAGAACCUCCUGAUGCGGAUCCACUUCCACAUCUCGUUUUUUGAAAGACAUGAAUGCUUUUUCAGCAAGGAUAGUUGUGUGUAUUUCCUGUCAGUGGUGUUAACACUGGUGCUUGAGGACACGUCUGUCUCUUAUUCCCUCUGCUGCAGUAACCAAGCUGUGCGAAUGCUGGAAUGUAAGGAGAAGCCCACACCUGACAUGUUUGGAGAGCUUCUUCGCAACGCCAGCACCAUGGGUGACCUGCGAAACUGUCCGAGUAACUGUGGUGAGAUGUUACGGAUUCGGCGGGUUCUGAUGAACUGCCCGGAGAUCAUCAGCAUCGGCCUGGUGUGGGACUCAGAUCACUCUGAUCUAGCCGAAGACGUCAUCCACAGCCUGGGCACGUGCCUGCGAUUGGGUGAUCUGUUCUACCGUGUGACAGAUGAGAGGGCCAAACAAUCGGAGCUUUACCUUGUGGGCAUGGUUUGCUACUACGGCAAGCAUUACUCCACCUUCUUCUUCCAGACCAAGAUACGCAAGUGGAUGUACUUUGAUGACGCACAUGUGAAGGAGAUCGGACCUAAGUGGAAGGAUGUGGUGUCGAGAUGUAUAAAAGGCCACUACCAGCCACUUCUGCUGCUGUACGCUGACCCCCGAGGGACGCCCGUGUCAUCGCAAGACAUGCUGGCAGCGCAGCUGGACCUGCACCACAGUAGCAAGGCCGGCUAUGACAGCGAAGACUCCGGGAGGGAGCCCUCAAUUGCAAGUGACACACGCACAGACUCUUCCACAGACAGCUACAGCUACAAGCACUCUCGAUCACACCAUGAGUCCAUGGCCUCCCAUUUCUCUUCUGACUCUCAGGGAACAGUGGUGUGUAAUCAGGACAGCAGCGGUUCCCAGAACAGCAUGGACACUGCAGGGGAGGUUCUUAAAGACCAGGCCACUCCCCUUUGUACGCCAAGGCCCUCUUCUACUGGCCAUCUGCAGGACUAUAAAGAGACUGUGAAUAUGAUCCACAGCAGACCCCUCUCAUCCUCCUCUAGCUCAGGGGUGGGCGGCUCGGAGGCUGGGGCGCGGGCGAGAGAUUGGGAAGACGAGAGUACCAGCAGCGAGUCCAAGUCCAGCUCCAGUGGAGGGCGCUAUCGGCCCACAUGGAGACCCAGAAGAGAAGCCCUGAACAUUGACAGUAUCUUCAGCCGGGAAAAGCAACGGCCAGCCGGCUACGCCACGCUUGGACCUUCCCCGCUGCUGGAAGACCUGAUGUCACCAGGGCACAGUGAGCUGGUCACAGGGGCUGCGGCGGAGGGGUCAAGCAUUGCAGCAGCAGAGAUGGGGGGCAUGACUGAUGGCUCAGGGGGCGUGCCAGAAACGGAAGUGGAGCAUCUACCGAUCCCGCCACCUUUAAGAGGUGUGGAACAGCAGCCUCGGCUGAUCCAGAGGAUGGAGAGUGGCUACGAAAGUAGUGAGAGGAACAGCAACAGCCCCAUCAGCAUGGACAUGCCCCUCAGCGACAACCCAAGCACCAGUGCUCACAGGGACAGCGGCAGUAAGAGACCUGUGACUUCAGGGCCCUCCUGGCGCACAGUGCCCAAGUCCAAAAGCAGCAGUGCCAUCCUGCAAGACCUCAAAUCGCCCACCUGGAGCAGCAGUCCACUGAGUUUGGGAGAGGGGCGCAGCGAGCUGGAUGAAUUGCAAGAGGAAGUUGCUCGCAGGGCCAGGCAGCAGGAGCUCCAGAGGAAGAAGGAGAAGGAGAGAGAAGCAGCGCAGGGCUUCAACCCCAGACCCAGCAAGUUCAUGGACCUGGACGAACUUCAGCACCAGGGGAAGGGGGGCAGUUUUGAGCACUGCCUGGCGGAGGCUGACUCUCUCUUAGAGCAGUCACUGCGUCUGGAGCAAGCUGGGGAUACAGCUACAGCCCUGGCGCUCUCCCACCAUGCUGUGUCUAAACUAAGAUUUUCCAUGCAUGAGGGCAGUGCUAACACUCAUAGCAGGACUAUGGCUGCUGACGCCAAGCUGCAAAAAUGCAUGAGGAGAGCGCGGGGCCUACAGCAGCGCAUGCAGCAACAGCAAGAGCAGCAGCAGGAACCCAGCCGCCCACAGGGGCCCACCAGUGAACAGCUUGGCCCGGUCCAAGUAUUGUUGACAGACAAUCAGGAAGAGGUCUUUGAGACCAAUCAGGGUUCUGUGCUUGGCCCACCCUCUCCUCAACACAUGAAAUCACCCUCUUGUACAAACUCCCCAUCUCAGCCCUCUAGCCGCCCAUCGCUUAAUCCCCGGCCUGCCUCUUCUCAGCCUCAGCCCCAAGAGCGUGAUGAACGCAGCAAUUGGUCAACCCAGAAUGAGGACGAAUGGGGUGGCAUCAGAUUAUCAGAUGUUCUCCAAGCAUCAGGCAUUCGGAUCAUGCCCAUACGCAAGCAUCUUGCCAUAUCUCUACCCUCUUUGCCCCUUGACAUCUGGGGUGUAUUGGGAGAGGACGAAGAGGUCUCCAGCUGUCAGCACCCUCAAUCUCCAAAUCCUCCUUUGUGGCAGGGCACUGCAGAUAGUGCGGACAGGAUACUCCAAUCCAGCAAUCCCAGUCCACCACCCGACCCUGUUGAGGAGAAGGGGCCAGUACCCCGGCGAGCCCCCAUAUGGCAGACCCUGUGUGCAACUUCCCAGCCCUGCACCAAAUUGACCCCUCCUGUUACUGCCCGUCAUUGGUCCUCUUGGAGCUUAGACCGUCCAGAUGCGGUUGUCAACCCCUACAACACACCUCCUGAACAGAACCAGCGGACAGGACCUGCCCUCUCUCAACACACACCUGGAAGACACCUUGCUAAUCACAGUCCCAUGAGCACCAGGAAGAAGAACAUUGCUAAGUACUCAAAAUUCCAGAGCAUGGAGUUGGAACCCACAGAGGCCGAGGACCAGGAACUCUCUGAAUUGGACUCACUUUUCCAGGCCAGUCUGCAGGCUGGCCCGGGUCCUGGCCAAGCUCUGCGUGGUACCAGCUCACCUGCUCUUGCGAGACCAGUACCUCCGGCUGCACGAAAGCUGCUCACUGGAGUCGGACGCUCUCGGACCCCCACAGCUGAGCUUGAGAGAACUGCUUAUGGACCACCAGGUUGUUGCAGCCCUACUGGAUACAUGAACAUGCCCCCGUCAGUGGCCCAUCAAGAGCCUCAGUCAGGAGAGGAAGACCAGUAUGAUGCGGAUCACCUGCGCCGUAUUGCUCGCAGCCUGAGUGGAACGGUCAUUGGCCGUCGCCAGAACCGUCUUGCCGUCUCCCGAAGCUUCCUGGGGGACUCCGGGAUUACGCCAUAUCACAGCUCCAUGUACUCACCUAGUUGCCUUCAGUUUCCAUUGUCUCAUUCAGACCUCCAUCUGCUCCAACCCAGCUAUCUUCAUCUUCUUCCAUCAUUUUCACCCCCGUCUCAGAAGCCUGGGCCUUCCAGAGAGGCCCCAGGACGUCUCCAGAGGUUCUCCGAGUUUCUGGCUGUGUUUGACCGGCGUCAAGCUCUCUCCAGUGGGAAGCACUACGGUCCAGCAGUGAGGUGUAUUGGAAGACAUCCUCUCUGAAGUUCUCACCCAACCAAUUGGCUUUGGACCAGGUCCUCCAGCCCUGGAACAUUUCCACAGAUGUGUUUGUUCCCUUCUGCACACCUCAUCCCAUUCUCUUCACAGUUUCCUGGAGAACUGAAAGGAGCACGUUCAGAGACCUGAUGCCAUCCUCAAUCACCCUGCACUCUGUAUUGUUCCUGGGAUGAUGCCCGUCUGUUACCCUGCUAUAGUCGGUAAAUCUUUCCAUGCAGAAGCCCCUGAAGCUCGAUCCACAGCAUGACGGAAAGAGACACCAAAACCAACUUUUUUUUUAUUUAUGAGCACUGGGAUGGCGUGAUUCUUUGGGGCUGAGGUGUGUGUGUAUGACUAAC